AGCUUGUCAUGUGCUGGGUGUCUGUUGCUAGGAUACAGGCUUACCUGAAUAAAGCGGACAUUGACACUUCCAAUGUGACCCAUCUCUCGGAUAGUAAGAAUGCAGUAUCAAUCAUGGAUGGCACAUUUCUUUGGGAUAAGGAAAUAGGUCCAGCAUUAAAAAGGAUAAACCUACAGAUCCCUAAAGGGAGUCUGGUGGCCAUAGUGGGCAGUGUUGGGUCUGGGAAAUCAUCUCUGGUGUCUGCCAUGUUGGGAGAGAUGGAGAAAGUUGGGGGCACAGUUAAUGUUGACGGUUCUACAGCCUACGUGGCUCAACAAGCUUGGAUCCAAAAUGCAUCAGUGAAAAACAACAUCUUGUUUGGGAACGAUUUCCAAGAGUCCAGAUAUGACAAUGUGGUUGAGGCCUGCGCACUGAAGGCAGAUAUUGAUAUGUUGCCGGCAGGUGAUCUGACAGAAAUUGGCGAAAAGGGUAUAAACCUCAGCGGUGGACAGAAGCAACGAGUCAGUCUGGCAAGGGCUGUUUACUUUGACAGCGACAUAUACAUUCUAGACGACCCUCUCAGCGCUGUCGAUGCCAAUGUAGGAAAACACAUCUUUGAGCACGUUAUCGGAAAGAACGGUGUUCUCAAGGACAAGACCAGGGUACUGGUGACCCAUGGUAUCCACUGGCUGCCUCAUGUAGACACCAUCGUCGUGGUUACCAAUGGUGAGAUAUCGGAGACGGGAUCGUACGAGGCCCUACUGGGUCACGACGGAGCGUUCUCCAAGUUCCUGAAGACAUAUCUCAUCGAGCACCAGGAGGAAUUAGAAGCAGCAGAGGAAGAAGAUGCAGUUUUGAAGCAAGACAUUUUCCACAGACUGGUAUCCAUUCAGCCUGAUGUUGAUCAUUCCGAUUUGACUGACAAACUGAUACACUGGAGAAAAUCUCAAAGAGAAUCAGAUAAAAGUACAACAGAUGUUAGACGCCUUACUUCACAAGGAGACAAAAUGAUUCAAUAUUCGGCGCAGACGUCUCCGGUUUCAACUGAAAAUAUUGACCCUGCAAGGCUUAUAGAAGAAGAGGAAGUUGAAAUUGGUCGUGUACAAUGGAAGGUCUACAUGCAGUACGCUAGGGCUCUGGGACUGAAGUACGCCGUAUGUCUCGUGGUCCUGUAUGCCAUCUAUCAGUCCCUGUAUAUCUGGUCGGCUAUCUGGCUCGCUAACUGGACUGCAGACCCACAGCUGCAGAACCUCACCCUGUACCCUGCCAAUAGUACCGCAAGGAGGGAACUCAACAAUUACUACCUCACGAUUUACGGAGAAUUCGGUAUCGCCCAAGCAAUUGCAGUGCUGAUAUAUUCCCUUGUGCAAGCAUUCUGUGUAAUAGAAGCAGCGAAAGUUCUGCACCAAAAGUUACUCGUGAAUGUUCUGCGAGGUCCAAUGUCCUUCUUCGACACUACACCUGUGGGCCGCAUUGUCAACCGGUUCUCACAAGACAUUGAGGCUGUCGACAGUACGUUGCCAGAAAAGAUUGUGGAAGUGUUGUGGAGUUUCUACGCAGUAAUCAGCGUCUUUGUAGUCGUGGCCUACAGCACCCCGAUAUUCCUUACAGUGAUUCUACCCCUGGGAUUUCUUUAUUUCAUCAUGCAGCGUUUUUAUAUACCUACGUCACGACAGCUGAAACGGCUGGAGACAAAGACUCGGUCACCAAUCUACAACAAUUUCGGGGAAAGUUUGGCAGGUGUGAGCACUAUUCGCGCUUUCCGCGUCCAAGAACGGUUCAUGGACAUUUCUGACAGCAGGGUAGACUUGAAUCAAGAGUACACAUUUGCAAGUAAUACGGUGGAGAGAUGGCUCGGUAUACGCCUGGAUAUCAUGGGAGGAGUCGUGGUCUUGGCGGCAUCCUUGUUCUCAGUCCUGGAAAGAGGCAAAAUAUCGAGCGCUAUUGUUGGACUUUCAGUAUCAUAUGCCCUGCAGGCACCCCUGCAUUCUGACGUUCAGCUGCCUGUUGAUUGGCCGUCUGAGGGCUUGAUUGAGCUGCGAUCAUAUUGUACUCGGUAUAGAGAUGGUCUUCCAUUAGUCCUACAAAAUUUACAUGUGAAAUUCAAACCUGGUGAAAAGGUGGGAAUAGUGGGGCGGACAGGUGCGGGGAAAUCUUCGCUGACCCUCGCGCUGUUCCGACUGAUCGAGGCGGCAGAAGGAAGUAUUGUCAUUGACGGUGAAGACAUCAGUCGUCUGGGUCUCCAUGAUUUACGGUCCCGUCUGACAAUUCUGCCACAGGAGCCAAUCCUUUUCUCAGGAAGUCUUCGCAUGAAUUUGGAUCCCCUCGGGGCCCACAAUGAUGAUGAAUUGUGGGCAUCGCUGGAUCACGCGCACUUGAAGACUUUCAUUGAAGGACUUCCCGGUCAGCUCGAGUAUGAAGUUGGGGAAGGUGGUCAAAAUCUGAGUGUGGGUCAGCGUCAGCUGAUCUGUCUCGCCAGAAGCCUGCUCCGCAAGAUGAAGAUUCUCGUCCUCGACGAGGCGACCGCAGCCGUGGAUCUGGAGACAGACUCACUCAUUCAGGACACGAUCAGCUCAGAAUUCGGGGAUUGUACCGUGCUCACCAUCGCUCACCGGCUCAACACCGUCAUGGAGUACGAUAAAAUCCUCGUUCUCAGUGAUGGACGAAUCCUAGAAUACGACCGACCUCAGACCUUGUUGGCUGAUAGCAACUCUGCUUUUUAUGCCAUGGCCAAGGAUGCAGGGCUCGUGUCUUGUGAAUAAAGUUGGCAGGUUUGGAAUGAUUUCGUGACUUCAAAUAGAGAUGGACUCCGCUGCUUCUGGUCCCUUGUUGCAACAAAGACUGUACCCGAGUCCUGAGAAUAGGUUACGAGCUGACAGGGGCAUUUGAUUGUCAGAGCAAGCAGGAGCGUCCCUGAAAUCAUAUGGGACUAAGCUUUAAACAUUGUGGCAUUGUGAAAAGAAAACGUGGGAGACAUAAAAUUUGUGUUUUAAUGUAUACAAUGUUCAACUGAAUAAAAAUAACAAGAGC
Messenger RNA from Dreissena polymorpha, 3009 nucleotides. Its product is annotated as multidrug resistance-associated protein 1-like. Gene Ontology annotation, molecular function: ATP binding; ABC-type transporter activity; ATP hydrolysis activity. Lineage: Eukaryota; Metazoa; Mollusca; Bivalvia; Myida; Dreissenidae. The record is from RefSeq and is a predicted model, not a curated record. The transcript has 20 exons. Bases 9 to 2741 code for a protein of 910 amino acids. Gene Ontology annotation, biological process: transmembrane transport. Gene Ontology annotation, cellular component: membrane.